This is a messenger RNA of Nilaparvata lugens (brown planthopper), 3683 nucleotides long. RefSeq lists its product as uncharacterized. The record is from RefSeq and is a predicted model, not a curated record. NCBI's taxonomy places the organism in Eukaryota, Metazoa, Arthropoda, Insecta, Hemiptera, Delphacidae. Gene Ontology annotation, molecular function: protein binding. Gene Ontology annotation, cellular component: plasma membrane. Bases 195 to 3437 code for a protein of 1080 amino acids. The transcript has 16 exons.
UGGGGUGCACUGUGCUCCGUUGUGACUGUGAACGUGGUUGUGGAUUUUGAGGUUAGCGCGGGACAUGCAUUAUGGGAUGAUGGUGUACUUGUUACAAUUAACCUCAAUUGCUAGUGAGUGUUGAUCGUUGAUCUCGGAAGGGAAUCAAUCAGGUUCCAGUUGCUGCGUCCACGUUCCACGGAAUCACCUCUGGAAUGCAGUUUGUGGUGAUAGUUGGCAUCUGGUUGUGUGGACCGUGGUCGCGUACGGCGACCGGUGAGCCGUCCUCGGUGACGACAGUGGCACCCCUGGCGGACGCAGCCGCAACAGCAGCGAGCGGCUGCCGACAGUCGCAGUUCGCAUGCGCCAACGGUCGCUGUGUGCCCGCCAACAAGUUCUGUGACGCCUUCAACGAUUGUGGCGACUCUAGCGAUGAGCCGCGAUUCUGCACCCCUUGCAAUCGGACUUACUAUGGUGAAAUUGGGAGGACUUAUGAGUUGGAACUCCACCGGCCUCGGGAGGAUAGUUUGCCCUACAUUUGUCAUCUCACUCUAGCCGCUGGGGGUGGCGAAUAUGGAGAUAUUGUUCAGGUGACGCUGGAGAGCUUCACUCUGGGCCGCUUCGUGUCGUUCGUGUCGGCCGGCUGCCCGGACGGCGAGCUGGAGGCGUGGGAGUGGCAGAGGCCGAGGGUAGGCGGCGCCUGGUGUGGCGCCUCGUGGGGUGCGCCUGCCGUCUACUACAGCGAAACGCGUGCCGUCACCCUCGCCAUGCGCCUACUCCGCCUCUCCAAGGACAACACCGGAUACAACUUCGACUUCAAGAUGAGCUACAAGAUGCUGCCGAGGCGCGACGCCGUCGUGCGCUACGGCGGACAGUGGAUUGAUGUUCCAGACAGUCCUGUUCACAGCAGUCGGGAGCCAGUGAUGAGUUUGAACGUGAGCAGCAGCAGUGCAGCGGAAGAGUUCUCGGAUCGCAACAGCGGAGUGCAGAAACACGUGGAAGAGCUGCAGCAGCCGCAGGAGCAUCAAGAGCAGCACGAACACUACCUGGGCGAACUGAUCGCCAACACUUAUUGCUCAAGGAUCUUCAGCGACUGUGAUCGCAAAGACUGUCGCCUCGAGAGUCCCAACUUCCCCGGCAUCUAUCCUCGCAAUCUCACCUGUUAUUAUGCUGUUAGGCAACAUCUAAUUCCUCCCGGUAAGCAUGCUCUCAUCGUAGUUCGUCAGGUUAAAGGUCAGAUGAUCAACAUACGCAGUCAGGAUGCAAUCUACACAAGAACUCAACAGCAGCAACCAAAUCAAGCCCGGCAGCUCAAGGUAUGGUCAGAAUGCGACGAGGUGCAAGACUACGUGACCGUGUACGACGGGUACACGACACGUGACCCGGUGCUGCUGAAGUUCUGCGGGGGCGGCGCAUCCGUGCCGGAGGCGGUGUCCAGUGGUCCCGAGCUGCUAGUCGAGUUCUCCACCUCCCCCUACGGCACCUUCCUCUAUCCCACGCCGCCCCUGCCUCUCCACGGCUUCCAGCUACAAGUGCAGGUGAGGUUCGUGGACCAAGAUUCGCCGAAAUAUGCACGCAACAAGCGGUGUGAGUUCUGGCUGCGAGGAGCCGGUAAGGGAACCCUCGAGAGUCCGCGUCACUCCCUCUCCGCCAACACCACCUGUCUCUAUCACCUCCAGGGUGCUGAACCAGGAACGACACCGCCACCCCGCCAUCUUGAAAUGCUGCGACGGCGACCGAACUUGAAUUUGCCGCCUUCGCGCUACCGCGUGUGGCUGGCCGUGCUCAAGUACCACGUGGGCGCCACCAGCGAGGAGCAGCCCUGUGCCACCCGCCUCCAGAUCUGGGACGGCAACGUCAAGGCUGCACCCGCUUGCAAUGACAUUUUCUGUGAUAAAGAGAACUCGCACGGCUCGUUGAUCUACAACGGAGGCGGCAAACCGAACCUGACUCUGCUGGCUCGCUACUGCAAGGAUCACGUGCCUCGCAGCUGCGAUCACUCGCUGCUCGCCAAUGCAACUCGCUCCCCUCGCCCAUGCUCACUCGCCGAGAGCUUCCUGUCCACCGGCGACUCGCUCACACUGGAGCUCAAGAUAACCGAGUCCACUACGCUCAGGCCGGUAUCGUUUCGUGCGCUGUACGAGUUUGUGGACCUCCACCAGGACGGAGAGCCGUACGGCACGGGGCCGUGUUCGCGGCGAUUUGUCAGUCGGUCACAGCCGCAGACAGCUCAAGGACAAUCGUCCACCCCUCUCACCUUCGGCUCGCCAAGGGAUGUCUUCCUCUACGGCAGGGGAGGAGCUACAAAUCUCAGCUGCACGUACUGGUUCCUGGCGCAGAAAGGCGAACGCGUGCGUAUCACGCUGAAGCGACUGAACACAGGCAACCGCAGCGACUGCGUGACGCGCGUCAACGCUCAUUCGGAGCGCAUGCAGUGUGCGGGCAACGCGACAGCCACGCUACAGUUCUGGGAGGCGCCGUGGAGCUCACUUCCCUCGCUGCCGCGCGACUGCCUCUGUUCCUCGGCCGAGUCCCUCCUGCCCUACACGUUCGUCUCUACCUCGCACGUGGUCGAGGUCAAGUUCAACGUGCUACACAUGACGUCAUCGGACGACUUCCGCAACAUCAACUUCGAGGCCAGCUGGGAGUUUGUGCGCAAGGCCGUCUGCACCAAGAAGCAGAAGGUGCGGGGCAUCAGCGGCGAGAUUCAGUUUGUGUCGCCGGCCAGGACGCCUGAUGAGGUGAACUGUCUUGGUCAUCCGUGGGUUAUCAUUCCCUCCGAAUCCAGAUUCCUCUACGUGAAAUUAAGAGGGAAACUGAUUCAUGGUUCAGGCGUGAUUGAGCCGAAUAACACUCAAGUCACGUCAGCUCGUUGCUCAACUAGGAACAGGGUUAUUAUACAUUCUGGAAAUGGAGUCCACGUUCUAAUAUGUCCAAUGCCUGACGAGGAUGAGAGACAUCAUUUGGUGGAAGUGUUUUCCGAAGGCUGGGUGAUUGGAGGCACAGACCGAGUGUUCCCAGUCUGGUCUAAAGAGGGAAGCGAAUCCAGAAGUAUUAUGGUUGAAUUCAUUCCUCGAGAAACGGGAACGUAUUCUGUCACAUGGCUGGAGCUUAUGAGAAGGCCAGUAGUACCGUCAGUGUUGCAGCAAGGGCUGGCGCUGUCGGACUGUGUCCACCGGUGUCCCGAAUUGGACGCCUGCAUCAACUCAACUCUGUGGUGUGACGGCACACAGCACUGUCCGUCGGGCUACGACGAAGCCAUCCGCCAUUGCUUCUUCCUGCUGCAGCUACCUCCGUCUCACCUGGCUGCCGCCUCUGUGGUCUUCCUGCUGCUCAGCUGUGUCUCGUUCAUAGUGGUGCGCAGAGCCUACCGCGCACGUCGAUCGGGGUCAAGGCUAAAGUCGCUGCCCUCUGACACUGAGGCGAUCGUCGGCACCCCCAAGGAGGUGAUCUGCUGACCCGGCGACAAUUCUGUGCGCUACGUAGAGGUCGACCGUGUCACCACUGUGUGACCUCUGCUUUAUCUAGAGCGGAUAUUUCUCAACAUGGCCUAAGAUUUGUCUAUCUAUCAGUCUAGAUUUAUAGAUACCUAGAUACUCUCAUAGAGAAAAUGUGGCAUAAGGCAUUAUGCUAUCUUUAUGCUAAUUCGUUGUAGCUAUUGAUUGAAUUCUUAUGCUAUCUUUUCUCUAUGAUACUACUGUACU